Salvelinus sp. IW2-2015 is the source of this 2264-nucleotide messenger RNA. RefSeq names its product mex-3 RNA binding family member A (gene mex3a). NCBI's taxonomy places the organism in Eukaryota, Metazoa, Chordata, Actinopteri, Salmoniformes, Salmonidae. The record is from RefSeq and is a predicted model, not a curated record. Gene Ontology annotation, molecular function: RNA binding.
AAUUGGAAGRAGGAGGGGGCGGGGAGGCGGCACGGGUGCUGUUUCUCCAGUCUCUUUCCCCUGUCUUUGUCUCACACUCUUUUGUUAGCCAUGCCUAGCCUGCUGGUUCUAGCAGGGAUCAUGGAGAAAAAUGGGGGCUACGGCGGGGAUCUAGCCGGCUCCGGGUUCGGAAGCGAAGGUCUCCUWGUGCCACCCGACGAGGAAGAAGACGACUCCCGUGCCCUGAGGGUCGCGCUGGGCCAGCUGUCUCUACUGGGGCUUGKUGAAGGCGAGGACGGUGGCGGGGCUCCUGGAACGGGAGUACAGGAUCGGAGUAACAAUAACAAUAACCAUCACAACCAUACCAAUAAUAUUGGCGGAGGURKUGGUGACACAGGGCUUUUGCAAGGGAAGAACAAGUUAUGUGUCCUGUACGAGGGUUCUUCAAGUGAGACGAAAGGACGAGGCUGCAACAUAACAGAAUGCGUCCCCGUGCCCAGCUCAGAACAUGUGGCCGAAAUAGUGGGGAGACAAGGUUGCAAGAUCAAAGCCUUGCGGGCCAAGACCAACACCUACAUCAAGACUCCCGUGAGGGGCGAGGAGCCGGUGUUUCUCAUCACGGGCCGAAAGGAGGAUGUGGCCCUGGCCCGGCGCGAGAUCAUCUCUGCCGCCGAGCACUUCUCCAUGCUCCGAGCUUCCCGCAACAAGCUGGGUGUGUCGUUCAGCGGUUCCCCGCCUGCGCCUCUGCCGGGCCAGACCACCAUCCAGGUGAGGGUGCCCUACCGCGUGGUGGGGCUGGUGGUGGGGCCCAAGGGUUCCACCAUCAAACGCAUCCAACAGCAAACCUGCACCUACAUYGUCACCCCUAGCCGAGACCGUGACCCYGUCUUCGAGAUCACGGGAUCACCYAGCAACGCCGAGAGGGCCCGUGAGGAGAUCGAGGCGCACAUCGCAUUCCGAACGGGAGGUCUGCAYGACCACAACAACGAGAAUGACUGCUUGGGGCCGGAUGGCGGCAGCCCAGUAGGCUCCGGGGGUCUGGAGAGYCGCCUGCAGCAGGUGUGGGGUCUGCAGGGGGGCCAGCGCAAGCCRUUGACCAGYAGCUUCCGCCAGAACUUCUCAGAUGCCAUGGUUGGAGGAGGRGAAGGAGGUGGGGUAAUCUWCAGCAAGGGCAACUUCAACAGCCCUGGAGAGAAGCCCUGCUCCUACUUUGGCUCAGAGGGCACCCAGAGUUGGGGAGACCCAGACUACCCAAAACAGGUGGCUUUCUAUGCCCAGCAGCGCUCCAAGAGCUUUGGAGGCCUGCCCCUGCCCCUAACCAGACUCUCUCCAGGCCUUUCUGACCCCUGUGGAGGGAACAACGGCAACUCCUCGGGCACCAGCAUCACUAUUCUGUCUGGCUCGCCUCAUGCCCAGGCCCGCCGUGCCCACAGCGAGCCAACCUCGGGCGUGGGGUUCCCUGGACGCCUCCCUGUACCGGACUCGCCACCGGCCAUCCUCCGGGACUGCAUGACCUGCUUCGAGAGCAAAGUGACGGCCGCCCUGGUGCCCUGCGGCCACAACCUCUUCUGCAUGGAGUGUGCCAUCCGCAUYUGUGAGCUCAACCAUCCAGAGUGCCCGGUGUGCCACACCCUGGUCUCUCAGGCUAUCCGAAUAUUCUCCUAAAAAACACCACGUCAGUUUUUAUCAUUCGUUUUAUCACAGUGUUUGUUUGACAUUUAUUUACUAUUAUUAUUAUGAUUAUUAUUAUUAUUAUUAUACUUUUCUCAGAAAAUUUUAAACAAACAAGCAGAUAUUUUAGAAGGCACUGCUUGCUUUACUAAAAAGUAUAAGAAAUAUUUUGAAUUUUUUCUUUUAUAUAUAUAUAUAUACAUAUAUAUUUUAUAAAAGUUUUGUUUAUAAGAAAAGUAUAGUACCUAGCAUUUUUUCUGUUUUUUUUUACUGCUGCUGUUUUUCAUUCACGAAUCACAGUGUGGGCGGAGUAGAUAGGAACGUGAACAUUUUACGAUUCAGAUUUAUUUUACCAUGAAGUUGUUUUAUAUGGAGGAAUGGAAGGAGGUGAUCAUUGAGGUUCAGUUUAACUCCCUGGUAUCUUAUCUGUACCUGAAUGAUAUAGGAUGUCAAAAUCAAACAGAAGGAAAAAUAUUUAAUCUUUCAUUGCACCUUACAAUCGUCUUAGUUUUGGAUAGUCAGAUUAAUGAUUGUCAAUCAUCCAGAAAAAUGACGUAACUGAUGAAAAGGUAAAUCCCCCAAUGUGGCAAAAAAAUAAAUGGAACAAACUGUGA